AUGAGCGCCCGGAGCUCGCGCACGCUCGCCGAGCGCGUCGUCCGGGCGCAGUUCGGCGUGGUCACGGAUAAGGCGCACGACCCGUUGGGGAUAUGGGCGCAAGGUGAGGCUCUGUGCGAGUUGGUCUGGCACGCGUUCGCGCUUCUCGCGAUGACGUUGUACACGGCGGAAAACGUGUCGCUGUGCGGACACCUCGAGGUGGUGCCGAACGCGCUCGCGACUUUGUACUUUAUCGGUAUCACGGCGUGCGCGCACAGCGCGCUGUGGGGGGCGAUGAUGGGCGCCAGGGCGGAGAGCGUUCGAGCGCUCAAGGCGGCGCGGGCGCUCGCGGGCGCCGUCCCGGCGCUCGCGUUGGUGGGAUUGUCGGUGUUUCCGCGGUGCAUGUGGCAUCCGCAUCAGGAGUUUGUCGUAUUGUGGUCGAACGCGACCGCGCUGGCGAUGCUUUUCGAGCUCGCGGUGGAUUCGAAAUACGUCUCGAGACGGUUCAGAGGCGGGACGGCGGUGACGUCGAGCGGCCAGGCGUUGGCGCAGGUCGCCUUUUUCGUCGGAUACCUCAUAACGAUCAAGUACUACAGCGUCAACGGAUUUGCAUUCUUUCGAGGGGAGUUCCUGGGUUCGGCGAGCUACGGGUGGUGGUGCUUUAGCAAGCAUCGCGCCGGGACGUUUCCGAACCAGACGGCUGCGCGGACGUACACGUGGCGCGAGCUAUUCGUAUUAGACGGAUGUAUCGGGGUCUUGUUCCUGACCGCCUAUCGCUACAAUGAGUAUAAAGGAUGCGAUAAGUUUGGAAAUGUAUGA
Ostreococcus tauri is the source of this 798-nucleotide messenger RNA. Its product is annotated as unnamed product. The record is from RefSeq and is a predicted model, not a curated record. The coding region runs from base 1 to 798 and encodes 265 amino acids. The transcript has a single exon. Lineage: Eukaryota; Viridiplantae; Chlorophyta; Mamiellophyceae; Mamiellales; Bathycoccaceae.